Messenger RNA from Hermetia illucens (black soldier fly), 2308 nucleotides. RefSeq names its product pseudouridylate synthase 7 homolog (gene Pus7). Gene Ontology annotation, molecular function: RNA binding; pseudouridine synthase activity. The transcript has 10 exons. The coding region runs from base 83 to 2284 and encodes 733 amino acids. NCBI's taxonomy places the organism in Eukaryota, Metazoa, Arthropoda, Insecta, Diptera, Stratiomyidae. Gene Ontology annotation, cellular component: nucleus. The record is from RefSeq and is a predicted model, not a curated record. Gene Ontology annotation, biological process: pseudouridine synthesis.
GUAGCACAUGUUUUGCCGGCAAGAAACGUCGAAACCAUUCAAUUGUCAUUUUGGGGUGGUUUGUUGAUUAUCUCGCUGGGACAUGGGUAAAAGACAGAAUUUCAAGAAAAAGUAUCCUUGCCAUGGUGCUAAUAGAAAUAACAAGAAACCGGGUCAGCACUUUGAUAGAAAGGGAAAUUUUAAUCGGCCUCCGAGAGUCCCGCGCGAAAAAAGGGUAAUUACGCCUUUCAGUAGUCUGAAGGAGGAUCAAGUUGGGAUUACAGAGUACGUCAGAGAGAGUGCAGGAUUCACUGGUAUCAUAAAAGCCCGAUUUUCAGAUUUUCAUGUUAAUGAAAUUGAUGCCCAAGGGAACGAAGUCAAACUCACCGAUCAGACAGUUCCAGUGCCCGAGGAAGAUGCCUUAGGGAAAGAACUCCUAGAUAAAAGCAAGAAAGAACUCGAGUCGAUCGUCACGGACGAAAUAUGGCAGAAGAUUCAAGAACUCCUACAAAGUGAAAAAACAGACAAAAAGGUAUCUGUGGACAUCGAUGUAACAGAUGUGGACAAGGAAAAGAGAACUUCUAUCCAUAAAACUAUUAAGGAGGAGUUUGGCUCGGCUGUGAUCAGCACAACUGCAACUGUUGGCGAGAAGAAGUUUAUCCAAUGUUUCAAAGCGAAGGGACAUGAUGAAGUAAGACGAACACGAUGGUCAUGGCCCGGGGAAUAUGUGUACUUUGUUGUGCACAAGGAGAACAUCGACACUGUUCGAGCAGCUUCCGACUUGGCCAGAAAUUUGAGGUUACGCCCAUCAGGAGUGAAUUACGCUGGCACGAAGGACAAACGGGCUAAAACUUCUCAAUUAUUUUGCGUUAAAAAGCGCGAUCCCCAGUGUAUAGCUCGAGCGGCGCGUGAUUUGCGGUAUAUGAAGAUCGGGAACUUCACGUUCAAGGAAAACGUAUUGAAACUAGGAGAUCUGAAAGGCAACAGGUUCCGCAUCGCGAUCCGGCAAGUAGACGGCGACGAAAAUGAAAUGUCCGAAUCCCUGAAAAGCAUCAAGGAAAAUGGCUUCAUAAACUAUUAUGGACUCCAACGGUUCGGGAACUGUGCUGGGGUUCCGACCUUUGAUGUUGGGAUCGCUUUACUGAAAAGUGAUUACAAAGAGGCGUGUGAACUAAUUCUUAAGCCGCGCGACGGCGAGCCCCAUUUCAUGAAGGAAAUCCGUGAGUUAUGGUGGAAGAAUCGCAACUCCGCUGAGGCUGCAUCUAAGUUUUACGACGAUAAGUUCAUUGAGAAGAAACUGUUGGACGGGCUCGCUCAGUUUGGUGAAAACGAUUACGCCAACGCUUUACGCAGAAUACCACGAAAUAUGCUGUUGCUGUACACGCAUGCCUAUCAAAGUCUGGUAUGGAAUCGAAUAGCAUCUCGCCGAGUGAAGGAGUUCGGACUGAAACUGAUCCCCGGUGAUUUGGUGUACAAAGAAGGUGCUAAUGGGGAAGCGGCAGAUUUUGUUGACGUUCUUGAUGUGGUCGAUGCAGAAUGUAUAGAGGACACACCUCAAGACCCGGAAGAAGAGACUGAGAAUAAUGACGAAUCACAGUAUAAGGCUAUGGUGAAGCCUCUCACAGAGGAAGACAUAUCGAGCAACAAGUACUCCAUUUUCGAUGUGGUCUUACCACUCCCUGGGCACGAUAUAACUUAUCCUUCAAACGAUAUUGCUCAGUGGUACGAGGAUAUCCUCGCUGAAAAGGAACUCACCUCCCCAAAACUCAAACACAAUGUGAAAACCUACUCACUAGCCGGAGCUUAUCGUAAAUUACUUGCAAAACCAGAAAACAUGUCCUGGGAAUUUAAACGCUACAAUUCACCGACAUGCACACUGAUCGCAUCAGACAUUGAAGAAUUAAAAGGAGUUAAACCUGACCCCGAGGAAUCGGACGGUGGCCAAAAGGCUUUGAUUCUGGACUUCAGUUUACCAUCAUCAGCCUACGCCACGAUGGCUCUGAGGGAAGUUCUGAAAACGGAUACUUCGGUUGCAAAUCAACAAAAGAUGACGCAGGAAUUGAAUGCAAAGAACGCUGCUAAAGAUAAUGGAGGAGACGGAAAUGAAGUUCAGUUGGAAGUAGGAUGUGAUGGAAGUCAGGAAGUGGACGGAGGGGAUGAAAAUGUUGAACCAGAAGCUGAGGAGGAUGGAAAUGUUGAAGCAGAAGAGGAUGCGGUUGUAGAAGCCGAACCGGAAAAUUGUGCUUCUGGUAAACGUAAGGCUGAUGAUGAUGCUAUUGACUGUAAGAAAGCAAAAGUUGAAUAAAUAUUUUAAAUUGGAAAUAUUGUG